AUGUUUUCCAGACUUAAAUUCAACAACACCAUGAGGUGGUAUAGGUUCUAUAGUACGUUGGAUUCACAUUCCGUAAAAUUUCAGAGCGGCUCGAAGUUUGUAAAAAUAAAGCCAGUGAGUAACUUAAGGAGUAGCUCAUCAGCAGACUUCGUGUCCCCACCAAAUUCCAAAUUACAAUCUCUAAUUUGGCAUAACCCUUUACAAAAUGUUUAUAUAACUAAAAAACCAUGGACUCCGUCCACAAGAGAAGCGAUGGUUGAAUUUAUUACACAUUUGCACGAGUCAUACCCCGAGGUGAACGUUAUUGUUCAACCAGAUGUUGCAGAAGAAAUUUCUCAGGAUUUCAAAUCUCCCUUAGAGAAUGAUCCCAACCGACCUCAUAUACUUUAUACUGGCCCUGAACAAGAUAUUGUAAACAGAACAGACUUAUUAGUGACAUUGGGAGGCGAUGGGACUAUUUUACACGGCGUAUCAAUGUUUGGAAACACACAAGUUCCUCCAGUUUUAGCAUUUGCUCUUGGAACACUGGGGUUUCUAUUGCCGUUUGAUUUCAAGGAGCAUAAAAAGGUCUUCCAGGAAGUAAUCAGCUCGAGAGCUAAAUGUUUGCAUAGAACACGGUUAGAAUGCCACUUGAAGAAGAAGGAUAGCAACUCCUCUAUCGUGUCCCAUGCUAUGAAUGACAUAUUUUUACAUAGAGGUAAUUCCCCUCACCUCACUAAUCUGGACAUUUUUAUUGAUGGCGAGUUUUUGACAAGAACGACAGCAGAUGGUGUUGCAUUAGCCACUCCAACGGGUUCUACAGCAUAUUCAUUAUCGGCGGGUGGAUCUAUUGUCUCUCCAUUGGUGCCUGCUAUCUUGAUGACACCAAUUUGUCCUCGCUCCUUGUCAUUCCGACCACUGAUUCUGCCUCAUUCAUCCCACAUUAGAAUAAAGAUAGGUUCCAAAUUAAAUCAAAAGCCAAUCAAUAGUGUGGUAAAACUAUCUGUUGAUGGUAUUCCCCAACAAGAUUUAGAUGUUGGUGAUGAAAUCCAUGUUAUAAAUGAAGUCGGCACUAUAUACAUAGAUGGUACUCAGCUUCCGACGACAAGGAAAACCCAAACUGACUUUAACAAUUUGAAAAAACCUAAAAGGUCAGGAAUUUAUUGCGUGGCUAAGACCGAAAACGACUGGAUCAGAGGCAUCAAUGAACUUCUAGGGUUCAAUUCUAGCUUUAGGCUAACCAAAAGGCAGAGUGACAAUGAUUAG
This is a messenger RNA of Saccharomyces paradoxus, 1245 nucleotides long. RefSeq names its product NADH kinase (gene POS5). Gene Ontology annotation, molecular function: NAD+ kinase activity. Gene Ontology annotation, biological process: NAD+ metabolic process; NADP+ biosynthetic process. The record is from RefSeq and is a predicted model, not a curated record. The transcript has a single exon. Lineage: Eukaryota; Fungi; Ascomycota; Saccharomycetes; Saccharomycetales; Saccharomycetaceae. The coding region runs from base 1 to 1245 and encodes 414 amino acids.